CAGCAACAUCAGAUUUGUGUCUCACAGAAGAAGUAACAAAAACCUGAACCUCAAUUAGACAGGCUUGAGUCUUUGUUGGCAGAAUGGAUUCAAUAUUUUCUUUAAUUGGAUCGUACGUGGCCUGGGAUUUCAAAAGUCUGCUGCUCUUUACGACAGUUUUCAUCCUCACCGCAGAUUAUAUCAAAAACCGUCGGCCGGCCAACUUCCCUCCAGGACCCCGGGAAUUACCCCUUGUGGGCAACAUAUUCACUGUGGACCACAACAGGACCCAUGAGAGUCUGACACAGUUAGCUGGGAAAUAUGGAGAUGUGUACAGUCUGCGAAUGGGCCAGACAAGGAUGGUGGUGUUAAAUGGAUUUGAGGUUCUGAAAGAAGCUCUGGUAAAUCAGGGAGACAGCCUAGUGGACCGCCCAGACCUCCCUCUGCAGCAGGACGCAGCCCAUGGACUAGGUAUAAUUUUCAGCAGUGGGAACCUAUGGAAGCAGCAGAGGCGUUUUGCACUUUCAACUCUCAGAUAUUUUGGAUUCGGCAAGAAGUCACUUGAACCUGUCAUCUUGGAUGAAUUUACACAUUGUGCAAAAGACAUCAGCAGCUAUAAAGGUAAGCCAUUCGACCCACACCUCAUCAUUAACAAGGCCGUCUCCAACAUCAUCUGCUCCCUGGUUUUUGGUCAUCGAUUCAAGUACGUUGAUGAGAAGUUCAUGAAACUUAUGAAGUGGUUUGACAAAGCUCUCCAGAUUGAAGGCUCUAUCUGGGCACAGCUUUACAACUCAUUCCCUCUGCUGAUGAGACGUUUGCCAGGGCCACAUCAGACAUUCCUGCACAUCUGGGAAGACACAAAAGACUUUAUAAGAGUAGAGCUUAAGGAGCACAAACAGAAGUGGGAUCCCUCAGACCUAAGAGACUUCAUUGACCGCUACCUGAAUGAGAUUCAGAUGAGUAAAGGGCAGGCUGACAAUACUUUUGAUGAGGAAAACCUGGUUAUAUGUGUCUUGGAUCUUUUUGUGGCUGGCUCUGAAACAACGUCCACCACCCUGCGCUGGGCUUUCCUCUACAUGGCAAAGUACCCUGAGAUCCAGGCAAAUGUCCAGGCUGAGAUAGACAGAUUGAUUGGACAGUCCAGACAGCCAUGCAUGGAAGAUCGGGCAAACCUGCCCUACACUGACGCUGUCAUCCACGAGGUCCAGAGGAUGGGAAACAUAGUUCCUCUCAGCCUGCCUCAUGUUACCAGCAGGGACAUCCAGCUUAGAGGCUACACUGUCCCAGAGGGAGUUACAGUAAUUCCCAAUUUGACCUCGGUGCUGUUCGACAAGAAUGAGUGGGAGACGCCCGUCACCUUCAACCCAGGACACUUUCUAAAUGCGGAGGGAAAGUUUGUGAAGCGAGCUGCUUUCAUCCCUUUCUCUGCUGGUAAGCGGCUGUGUCUCGGGGAGAACCUGGCCAGGAUGGAGCUUUUCCUCUUUUUCACCUCCUUCAUGCAGCGCUUCACCUUCUCCAUGCCUGCUGGAGUGAAGCCUGUGAUGGAUUACCGCUUUGGUGUCACUCUGGCACCGCAUCGAUAUGAAAUCUGUGCAAUCUCACGCUAAGAGAAGCUCUGACAUCAAAUCAACACUAAUACAAGCAAUAAUUUAAAAAAAAAUAUGAUAGGGUUAAUAUUUUGCACUUUGCAUGCAUUUUGUUUUGAUUGAUUGAUCGUUUCCAAUCAUAGCUAACUAGCUUAGCCUGGCUCAAUAGUUUUAUAUUUUUGUAAAUGAAUUUUUCAUUUAUGAAGAUAAAUGAAAAAAUCAUUUAUUAAUUAAAUUAAUUUACAUUAGUCACUUUGAAUGCUGAUUGCAUUAAAACAUCAUCAUAGCAUGAAAGUUAAAUGAUCAUUUUAAAUACUCAAAUGUUGUCACUGGUUGUUAAAAUCCCAAAACAAUGAAGCUAAGAUAAUAAUACUAAGUGUGGAAUUUAACAGGCGCCUACAUUAUUAAUAGAUUUCUGUUGCUGUGUGAUGUAUUAAAAAAAGGUAAUCUUAGAUUUCUAAGACAUGCCUCAGAAAAUAUGGUGGUCAGUGUCUACAUCUAUGAUCUAUACGAUCUAGUAUCCAUAUAUUUAUAUAUAUAUAUAUAUAAUUAAGCUAAAACACUGCGUACUGUAGAAUUGGAGAGUAAGAUGAUCUUUGUGGUUUUGUCACUGCAGCUUUUUUUUAAUCGUUUAUCAAAAAAAACUAAUGGAGCUUAGUAGUAUUGACGAAAAAGGUAGAAAAAAAUAAAUAAAUGUUGGCUAACUGUAUUCAGAGACCUGGAGGGAUGGGCUGUAUGUAGAUGUGGUCUGCCCCUUUUUACAGUCAUUUAAUUGUGAAUAAAAACAUGUUCGUAUGUUUGCAAACA
Molecule: messenger RNA, 2372 nt
Organism: Micropterus salmoides (largemouth bass)
Lineage: Eukaryota; Metazoa; Chordata; Actinopteri; Centrarchiformes; Centrarchidae
Product: cytochrome P450 2J2-like
Exons: 9
Coding region: 84-1586 (500 amino acids)
Biological process (GO): xenobiotic metabolic process
Cellular component (GO): intracellular membrane-bounded organelle; cytoplasm
Molecular function (GO): iron ion binding; heme binding; oxidoreductase activity, acting on paired donors, with incorporation or reduction of molecular oxygen, reduced flavin or flavoprotein as one donor, and incorporation of one atom of oxygen
Source: RefSeq, a predicted model, not a curated record